GAAGAGAUGAGGACUGUUGCUGCGUCUAUUCCCAAUUCCAAAGUGCUGCUGAAGCUGAACCAGGUGGCUAGACCACCGAGGCGGUUUGGAUCUUUUUCUCGGGAGGAGAAGAUAGCUACUAGGCACCAGCGCUAUAAAAGAAGCUUCCCCGCUUCUCAUUUGGGGCCUGAGCAACCCGCAACCACCGCACGUUAGGUACUACCGAGAGGCACAGGCCGGCAAGAACCGAGCUAGCUAGCUAAUAAUCAGGGAAGCUGUCUGGCAAAGUCUCGGCCUUCGUCUUCGCAGCGCUGUGUAGACGAGUACUCGAUCGGCGCGAUGGAGAGGUCGACGACGACGACCGAAGGCCACGUGGUUGGGAUCCCGGUGAGCACCAGGGCUUAUGGCAUCGAGGAGCCCGACUUCCCGGCGGAGGAGACGCAGACGCCCGACCACGGAGAAUUCCCGAGCUCCUUCCAGUACAACGACAGCCAUGAUGCUACCAGUUCAACGACGACCACCGAUCGGCCGACGAGCGAUCAACAAGGCACCACCUGCAGGAAGGGAGGCAGUAUCGCUCAGGGCAUCAAAGAGCACGUGACCCUGGGGCCAAACCUUUCGGACACGGUGAAGGGGAAGUUCUCCCUGGUGGCGAAGAUCGUGCGGGCCGGCGGCGUGGAGAAGGUGUUCCGGCGGUGGUUCUCCGCGGACAAGAACGAGAAGCUGCUGCGGGCCUCGCAGUGCCACCUGUCGACGACGGCCGGGCCCAUCGCCGGCGUGCUGUUCGUGUCGACGGCGCGGGUGGCCUUCCGCAGCGACCGGGCGCUGGCGGUGCCGGUGCCGGUGCCCACCCCGCGCGGCGGCACGGCGCGCGUGCCGUACAAGGUGGCCAUCCCGCUGCGAAAGGUGAGGGCGGUGCGGCCCAGCGAGAACAAGCACCGGCCGGAGCAGAAGUACGUGCGGCUCGCCACCACCGACGGAUUCGAGUUCUGGUUCAUGGGGUUCGUCAGCUACGACAAGUCGCUGCAGCACCUGGAGCGGGCCGUCGCGUACGCGCAGCAGGCGCAAUGACGG
Molecule: messenger RNA, 1053 nt
Organism: Zea mays
Lineage: Eukaryota; Viridiplantae; Streptophyta; Magnoliopsida; Poales; Poaceae
Product: Putative GEM-like protein 8
Exons: 3
Coding region: 319-1050 (243 amino acids)
Source: RefSeq, marked validated